Molecule: messenger RNA, 2565 nt
Organism: Vitis riparia (riverbank grape)
Lineage: Eukaryota; Viridiplantae; Streptophyta; Magnoliopsida; Vitales; Vitaceae
Product: probable disease resistance RPP8-like protein 2
Exons: 1
Coding region: 1-2565 (854 amino acids)
Biological process (GO): defense response to other organism
Molecular function (GO): ADP binding
Source: RefSeq, a predicted model, not a curated record
AUGGAUAUUUCGUUUUUCCUAGAGAAGUUGAGCAACUUGGUUGUGCAAGAAGCUUCUCUUUUCGGAGAAGUUGAAGCGCAAGUGAGGCUGCUGAGAAAUGAGCUGGAAUGGAUGCGCCUCGUCCUCGAAGAUGCAGAUGCAAGACGCAGCCAUGACAAAAGACUCAAGAUCUGGGUGAACCAGAUCAGGGACGCAGCUUAUGAUGCGGAGGAUGUCAUCGACGAGUUCAUGUUCAAGGUAGAGCACCAACGGCAGCAAAGACUCAACAAUGUCAAGUUCCUCCGAUUCUUGCCCACUUUCGUGAGCUUUGCUGACAAGUUAUCAUUUAUCCAUGAGCUUGAUGCUCGGAUAAGAGAUAUCAACAUCACAAUUGAGAAGAUUUUGGCUAAUAAAUCCAGGUACAACAUCCAAAGUCCAAGCCUUUCUGAAGCUAGCACUUCUUCUAAGGAAGUCGUGAUGCGGACAGAGAAAUGGCUUCCGAUCGACGAGGAGGUGGAUGUAGUGGGCAGGGAAGAUGACACGGUUGCAGUUUCGAAAAUGCUAGAUGGGGAAGAGAAGCAGAAACAAGUGGUGGCCAUCGUGGGGAUGGGUGGCCUUGGCAAAACGGCGCUUGCUAGGAAAGUAUUUUAUCUUGUUAAGCACCAAUUUGAUUGUGCUGCUUUGGUUUUUGUAUCUCAUGAGUCUGGAAUCCGGGAGCUUCUCCUCUGCAUAGCCAACGGUGUUAUGGUUGACCUCAGCACUGAAAAAAGAAAUGAAAUCAGUAAGAUGGUUGAGAAACAGUUAGGGACGGAAGUUUUUAAUUACCUCAAGGACAAAAGAUACUUGAUAGUGUUGGAUGAUGUGUGGAGCACCGAAGUUUGGGAUAGGUUGAAUUCAUAUUUUCCAGAACCAAAGAGGAGCUGCAGACUGCUGAUCACUACUCGCGACGAAGGAAUUGCUUCACAUGCUUAUUCAACGGCCCAUCGACUUCGUCCUUUGAAUGACAAAGAGAGUUGGAAGCUCUUUCUGAAGAGAACUUUUCAAGCUGAAAGUAAUGCAGAAUCAGUUGAAUUGUCCGAAGACUUAGAAGAUUUGGGAAGGAAUAUUACAGAAAAAUGCAAAGGCUUGCCUUUACCCAUUGUAGUACUGGGAGACCUUUUAUCAAGAAAAGCCAAGACUAAAUCUAUGUGGGGCAAAAUACUUCGAAACAUGGAGUGGCAACUAAGUCAAGGCCCUGAAUCUUGCCACGGAAUUCUGGCUUUGAGUUAUAUAAAUGACUUGCCUCAUUCCUUGAAGUUUUGCUUUCUCUAUUUCGGUACUUUUCCAAAAGACUUGGAAAUUGAGGCGAAAAAAUUGAUCCAACUGUGGAUUUCAGAGGGACUUGUGCAACCGACGGCACCGACGGGUGAAGUAACACUGGAAGAGGUUGCUGAAGAUCAUUUAGAUGUACUGAUUCGAAGAAACAUGAUUCAAGUGGUUAAAACAAGAUCAAAUGGAAGAGUAAAGUCUUGUCGCAUCCACGAUUUUCUUCAUGACCUUGCUAUUUCAAUAGCCCGAGAUUCCAAAUUUUUUGAGGUAAUCCGAAACAUCAACUUCACAUCCCCUAUCGGUGCUCGUCGACUUAUUGCUCAUGACUAUAAAAAUACUGAUCAGCGUUUGCAAAGUCUUCGCCUUCGAUCUUUGAUUUGUUCUCUCGAUUUCCAUGAGGUGAGUUUGAAAUCCUUUUUAGGAGCUAAAUUGCUUACAGUGUUGGACCUAACAAUAACGGGACACUACAGAAUGAAAGAACUAUCAGAGGAAGUUGGACAACUUAUCCACUUGAAAUAUUUUUCCAUAAGGGGUGCAACUCUUGUAAGAUUUCCAAGGUCCAUAGGCAGACUUGUUAACCUACAAAUCCUGGACUUAGAAACUAGUACAAUUCUCAGUAUUCCUUGUUCAAUUUGGAAGCUGCACCAACUAAGAUAUCUACACAGUGGCUAUAGUUGGAUCUCUAACCAGCCAAUGAUGCAAAGGUGCCUGAGUGGUCACUGGGGUGUUGAUCAACUGACCAAUCUCCAAACAUUACAUUUAAGAUCAGAUAGUUGGUUGGAGAGUUGCAGUCUAGAAAAAUUAACCCAACUCAGAGAACUGAACUUAUAUGAAGGAGUGAUCAAGAGUUCAUAUAAGUUGUCCUCACCCAGCUUAGUUAAGCUAAAAUUGGAAUAUUGUAAACUGGAGCAAGACCCGAUGUUGACUCUAGACAAGUUACCAAAUUUGAGGGUUCUUAAACUGAUUGUGUAUGAUUAUGUUGGAAAGCAAAUGACUUGUUCCUCGGAAGGGUUUCCUCAGCUCGAAUUUCUGAAGUUGGUUGGGUUGCCUGAACUAGAAGAGUUGCAAGUGAAGGAAGGAGCAAUGCCUGUCCUGAAAACUUUACAAAUUGCCAAAUGUCCUAAGAUGAAAAAGCUUCUUCCUGGCUUACAGCAAUUGAAAAGUCUUCAACAACUACAGCUCGAAGAUAUGGCCUCUGAAUUAAUUGAAGGAAUUCGAACCACAGAUGGAGAAGAAUUCGACAAGAUCCGUCUCAUCACCUCCAUAAUCGACCACUAG